UUUAUUCUGAACUGACUCCUUGCCACAGCGUCUUGCAACAUAAGAUUUCUAGUCCCUUGCGAAGCUGGACUAACAGAAAGCAUCUCUUUCUUCUUGUGCGCGUGUAGAACUGGUCCUGAUCAUUGUUAACCAUCCCGAACUAGUGUUACGUUCUUCGAUCGACAACACCCAUCCCUUGUGACAGCAUUGUUGGGACCCCAAAGGAGCAAUCAUGCCACGAACAUAUGCUGAGGAGAUGUCGUACAUACGGCAGUUGAGCCCCGUGUCGUACGAGGUGGCCCAGGGUUUCGUGCCGGGCAUGCGCGUGCCGGGCACCUUUUACGUCAACGACUCGCUCAAGGGGCUGCUGUUCGACGAGCUGCAGCAGGCGGUGACUCGUGGGGAGCACGGUGGUUUCCUGCCGGCGGUGAAGCAGCUAGCCAACGUGGCGGCGCUGCCGGGGAUUGUCAAGCGCUCCAUCGCCCUGCCUGACGUGCACUCCGGGUACGGAUUCGCAAUUGGCAACGUGGCUGCCUUCGACAUGGACAAUCCGGAGGCCAUCGUGUCACCCGGGGGGGUGGGGUUCGACAUCAACUGCGGUGUGCGGCUGCUGCGCACCAACCUCACCGAGGCCGACGUGGCGCCGGUGCGCGAGCAGCUGGCGCAGGCGCUGUUCGACCACAUACCCGUGGGGGUGGGCUCGCAGGGCAUCAUACCCACAACAGCCAAGGACAUGGAGUCCGCCCUAGAGCUGGGCAUGGACUGGUCCCUGCGUGAGGGCUACGCGUGGGCGGAGGACAAGGAGCACUGCGAGGAGUACGGCAGGAUGCUGAAUGCGGACCCCCGCCACGUGAGUGCCCGAGCCAAGAAGCGCGGGCUGCCCCAGAUGGGCACGCUGGGGGCGGGCAACCACUACGCGGAGGUGCAGGUGGUGGACGAGGUGUUCGACCCCGCUGCUGCCCGCCGCAUGGGUAUCGACCGGCGGGGGCAGGUGGUGGUCAUGAUACACAGCGGCAGCAGGGGGCUGGGGCACCAGGUAGCCACGGACGCCCUGGUGGCAAUGGAGAAGGCCAUGGCGCGUGACGGCAUCGUGACCAACGACCGUCAGCUGGCCUGUGCUCGCAUCAGCAGCGCCGAGGGUCAGGCCUACCUGGCAGCCAUGGCGUGCGCCGCCAACUACGCCUGGGUGAACCGCAGCAGCAUGACGUUCCUGGCACGACAGGCCUUCGCCAAGGUGUUCAAGAGCACCCCGGACGAGCUGGACAUGCACGUGGUGUACGACGUGAGCCACAACAUCGCCAAGGUUGAGCAGCACCUGGUUGACGGCAAGCCCAUGCGGCUGCUGGUGCACCGCAAGGGGGCCACCCGCGCAUUCCCGCCGCACCACCCGCUCAUACCAGCGGACUACCAGCUGAUCGGGCAGCCGGUGCUGGUGGGCGGCACCAUGGGUACCUCCUCCUACGUCCUCACAGGCACCGAGACGGGCUUCAGAGAGACCUUCGGCAGCACCUGCCACGGCGCGGGGCGGGCUCGCAGCCGCAACAGCAGUCGCAACAAGCUGGACUACCAGGCGGUGCUGGACAACCUCAAGGCCAAGGGCAUCUCCAUCCGCGUUGCCUCCCCCAAGCUGGUGAUGGAGGAGGCUCCCGAGAGCUACAAGGACGUGAGUGCGGUGGUGGACACCUGCCAUGCAGCCGGCAUCUCAAAGAAGGCGGUGAAGUUGCGGCCGCUGGCGGUGAUCAAGGGGUGAUGCGGUCCAGGGGUGAUGCAAGGGGUGAGGAAGGAGGAAGGAAGGAGGAGGGAUGAGGGGUAAAUAGGGAAACUGUUGAAGGAUGAGGAGGGUAAACAGGAAA
Molecule: messenger RNA, 1832 nt
Organism: Astrephomene gubernaculifera
Lineage: Eukaryota; Viridiplantae; Chlorophyta; Chlorophyceae; Chlamydomonadales; Astrephomenaceae
Source: the annotation of a GenBank genome assembly